Molecule: messenger RNA, 1647 nt
Organism: Otolemur garnettii (small-eared galago)
Lineage: Eukaryota; Metazoa; Chordata; Mammalia; Primates; Galagidae
Gene: COCH
Product: cochlin
Exons: 10
Coding region: 1-1647 (548 amino acids)
Source: RefSeq, a predicted model, not a curated record
AUGUCUGCAGCCUGGAUCCCGGCUUUCUGCCUUGGUGUGUGUCUGCUGCUACUGCCGGAGCCCGCGGGCAGCGAGGGACCCGUUCCUAUUCCCAUCACAUGCUUUACCAGAGGCUUGGACAUCAGGAAAGAGAAAGCAGACGUCCUGUGCCCAGGGGGCUGCUCUCUCGAGGAGUUCUCUGUGUUUGGGAACAUAGUGUAUGCUUCUGUAUCGAGCAUAUGUGGGGCUGCUGUGCACAGGGGAGUCAUCAGCAGCAACUCAGGGGGACCUGUGCGAGUCUAUAGCCUACCAGGUCGAGAAAACUAUUCCUCAGUAGAUGCCAAUGGCAUCCGGUCUCAGACGCUUUCCAGAUGGUCUGCUUCUUUCACAGUGACUAGUAGCUAUGAAACUGUCUCCAUUUUGCUAAUGCCAAGUGCUUCCUUUAUGUUAGGUAAACGACUAAAGAAGACCCCAGAGAAGAAAACUGGCAAUAAAGACUGUAAAGCAGAUAUUGCGUUUCUGAUUGAUGGAAGCUUUAAUAUUGGGCAACGCCGAUUUAAUUUACAGAAGAAUUUUGUUGGGAAAGUGGCUCUAAUGUUGGGAAUCGGAACGGAAGGACCACAUGUGGGUCUUGUUCAAGCCAGUGAACAUCCCAAAAUAGAAUUUUACUUGAAAAACUUUACAUCGGCCAAAGAUGUCUUGUUUGCCAUAAAGGAAGUAGGUUUCAGAGGAGGUAAUUCCAACACAGGAAAAGCCUUGAAGCAUACUGCUCAGAAAUUCUUCACAUCUGACGCUGGGGUGAGAAAAGGGAUCCCCAAGGUGGUGGUGGUGUUUAUUGACGGCUGGCCUUCUGAUGACAUCGAGGAAGCCGGCAUUGUGGCCAGAGAGUUUGGCGUCAAUGUAUUUAUAGUUUCUGUGGCCAAACCUAUCCCUGAAGAACUGGGAAUGGUGCAGGAUGUUGCAUUUGUUGACAAGGCUGUCUGUCGGAAUAAUGGCUUCUUCUCUUACCACAUGCCCAACUGGUUUGGCACCACAAAAUACGUAAAGCCUCUGGUGCAGAAGCUCUGCUCUCAUGAGCAGAUGAUGUGCAGUAAGACCUGCUAUAACUCCGUGAACAUAGCCUUUCUGAUCGACGGCUCCAGCAGCGUCGGAGAUAGUAAUUUCCGCCUCAUGCUUGAAUUUGUUUCCAAUAUAGCCAAGACUUUUGAAAUCUCAGACAUUGGCGCCAAGAUAGCUGCUGUCCAGUUUACUUAUGAUCAGCGCACAGAAUUCAGUUUCACUGACUAUAGCACCAAAGAGAAUGUCCUUGCUGUGAUUAGAAGCAUCCGCUACAUGAGUGGUGGCACAGCUACUGGUGAAGCCAUUUCCUUCACUGUCAGAAAUGUGUUUGGCCCCGUGCGGGAGAGCCCCAACAAGAACUUCCUAGUAAUUGUCACAGACGGGCAGUCCUAUGAUGAUGUCCGAGGCCCAGCUGCUGCUGCCCAGGAUGCAGGUAUCACCAUCUUCUCUGUUGGUGUGGCUUGGGCACCUCUGGAUGACCUGAAAGAUAUGGCCUCUAAACCAAAGGAGUCACAUGCUUUCUUCACAAGAGAAUUCACAGGAUUAGAGCCAAUUGUUUCUGAUGUCAUUAGAGGCAUUUGCAGAGAUUUCUUAGAAUCCCAGCAGUAA